Molecule: messenger RNA, 1387 nt
Organism: Coffea arabica (coffee)
Lineage: Eukaryota; Viridiplantae; Streptophyta; Magnoliopsida; Gentianales; Rubiaceae
Source: RefSeq, a predicted model, not a curated record
GCACAAGAAAUGAGCAAUAGUAAUAUGCAUAAUGGCUGUAAGAAAGAUACCUAUACAAAUUUUCUUGCAUAAAGUGUGCAUCCAUAUAUUUCAUGCUUAUUAUCCUGAGCAGGUAUGAAGAAUUCCAACUAGUUCAGUUGUCCUGAUCAUCAUGGCAGCCAAAGGGAACGACACCAAGAUACUACACACUAGCGAUCGACAGUUGCAAGUCGCCGAGAAUACCAGGAAACCAAGGAUAAGAUGGACUCCAGGGCUUCAUAACUGCUUUAUUAAGGCAGUUGAUCGACUCGGUGGGCCAUUUGCUACUCCAAAAGAAAUCAUGACGCAGAUGGACAUUCCUGAGGUUACCUCAAGCCACAUAAAAAGCCAUCUUCAGAAGUACAGGCUGAGAAUGGGUUGCAAUAGUGGGACAGCAGCUGAUAGCACAGUUGCAAGGAAAGCUGCAACAAACACCAUGUUUGAAGCAGAUGAUGGUAGCAAUACUGCAGGAUGGCACACAAAUGACAUUAGGUAUAUACAGGUCCAGGAUUUUCAAUCUACAAAUUCAUAUCUUAAGAAGUUUGUUUUGCUAACUCCAGAAGCAUCCAACUUAUGCAAGCACAAAGGACUAAAUUUGAAGGGAAGAGAAAAAUUUGCAAGAAGAAGAAUUCAGACAAUGUGGGGCAACAUCAAGUGCAAUGUAAUGGGGACAAAAACUUCCAUACAAGCACCGGACAUCAAAGGGGAAAAGGGAAAAAGAGAGCAGAAGAUGAAGAUGUUUUCCAUUUGGAAAGACAAAAUGGGCAGGAGAAGCAAAGUGAUCAUCAUCUCCAACGUCCAUUAUUCAACCUGAAUGCUCCUGCUCUGGAUGAACAUCAGCCAGGCUGGGAUUGUGAAAUCAGCUUCCAUCUGCGAUCGUGAAAGCACUAUAUAUUAGUCUUUCUGGUAAUAAUCUAUUUGACAGUUAUAUGCUCUAUUGUCAUCAUUAGCUGAUGGAGCUGCAAAGAGAUUUAGUUGUGAAGAUAAGCUUCUUCAAGCCUUCAACUUACAGGCUGAUGAUCGACUGCCACGCUUAUAUAUCUUGGACAAGACAACAAACAAUAUUUAUUUUAAAGGACAAAAUUUGGUACUAUUUGAGUUAUAGUAAAGAAGAAAUGCGACAAUAAUCAAUGUGUAGAUCCAUUUAAUUUGGAUUUUUGAGUCUUUGCUGCCAACAAAUUCCCUUUGUAAUUUGAUGCUCUAAGUUUUCAAAGGCUCAGAUUACGGUCUUCUUGGCAGCCCUCGAGGUAUAUCAUUCUCGAGCCAGCCCGUCUUGUAAUUCCCCAAUUUCAUUUGAGAGAGUCAAGUCUAAGGAUAUGAUUCAUACAAGUCUACAUUUUCUAUAAAACUCUAAAAUUUACAGUUUUCA